Messenger RNA from Zootermopsis nevadensis, 2206 nucleotides. It is a transcript of the gene PRAS40, whose product is annotated as Proline-rich Akt substrate 40 kDa. The record is from RefSeq and is a predicted model, not a curated record. Lineage: Eukaryota; Metazoa; Arthropoda; Insecta; Blattodea; Termopsidae. Gene Ontology annotation, cellular component: cytoplasm. Gene Ontology annotation, biological process: neurotrophin TRK receptor signaling pathway; negative regulation of protein kinase activity; negative regulation of TOR signaling.
AAGGUAGUUUUGGGAUGAACGGCUGUGAUAAAUAAAUACCUGGUUUUGCUGUUUUAUUAAUUUGAAUUGACUUUUAAUUGUUAAUGAACUUAAAUGUUUGAGGAUUAUUUCGCCAAUACACAUUGGUGAUGACAUUGUGAACAAACAACUGAUAAGCUAGACUAUAAAAAGUAAUUUAAUUACCAUUGUAGGGCCUACGUGACGUCGAGACCCUUUGUCUCCAUUAUUGGACUGGUGUACCCUUUAACUGUUAUCAUAGCAAUGCUUAUUACAUGCAAAUGUUUAAAUGUCUCAAUUAAUACCAAGAAUUGUAACAUUCAAAAUGUUGACAUUUCUAAUCUUGGUUUGUCAUCGGAAGAAUUGGGCGACAGUUUUUUUCGGGAGGAUAUUUUCACCGUGGAUCUGGGAAGAAUAUCUAAAGAGCAGGCAAGUCUUGUUCAAGUUCGAAGUGUUGAAAACUGGAUCAUUCAUCAUUGUCUGAAUUGUUCAACAAAUACGCACGCUAUUCACCGAGAAAAGGGCGCUGCGUGCGUCUUGGUCAGUCAGUCUUUGCUGACAAACCCAGCAGAUGUUGCCGCCCUUAAAAAUAGCGACAGGUAUUCAGUUGUGUUCCGAAUGCUUGUAAGCCAGUCAGAGAAUGAUCAUUCAUCCACCCAUGCACCUACAAAAUUUUCAGUGUCUCAAUUGCCAGGCCCAGUUCAGACAGCUUUAUCAGCACUCCAGCAACAGCUCAUAGAAGCAAUUCAACAGGAAACGGCACGGACUGAGGAACAGGUCCGCACGUAUUCUGAACAGCAGUACGCUGCACUAGAGGAGUUCAGGGAACGUGCACACAAGGACCAUCGCGUGCUGGCUAGGUUACUCUGUGAAAGGCAAGAGAGCCCAUCACCAGUGGGUCCUCUGUCAUCACUUGAGCCUCUGGACGCUCCACUGUCCCUGCCAGACAAGAGGACCGAUCCGGCAUCUCCAGUCACGCCAUCACAGUCUACACCACUUUCUCAUCUCCAACACAAUGUGUUACCUACAACCGACUUGAGCACUUUGAUAAAUGCUGCAAACCUAAGACAGGACCAGACUCUGACAGAGAAUCAACCUUCAUCACUGAUUGAUUCAGAAGAAGCGAACCAAUCAAGUCCUCUUUCCCCUAGUAUGGUUGCAGGAAAUCAUACGAAGGCUGAAAGAAGGCUGGCAAUGCGACUCUUUGGACAGGUUUCAUCUUCACGCACUAGUAAUCCCAACUCUCUUGAUACAGAGGGUUUGUUUGAUCUAGAAGGAAUGGAAGAAAUCCCCACAGAGUCAUUUCACUCGGAGGAGGAGACUGACACAGACGAUUCCGGUAGUCACGAUGAGGGAAUUCACAUCCCAAAAGGACGAGGACCGCUCAGCAACCUGGCAAAAUCAUUGCCUGUAAAUGUACCUGCUUUUCUUCCUUCAAAUAAACAAGAUUGUGAUGAAAGAGAAGAUGAAAGGCUUCCCCAAGACCCGAUGGACAUUGCAGCAUCCAUUAAGGCUCUUGCUAAAAGUGUUCAUGGAGAUGCAAACGUCUUCGGCGAUCUCCCACGCCCUCGUUUCAGCACCCAGAUCUGAUCUGGGACGUCGUUUGCGGCGAGAGGAAGUAGAGUAACAUGGUGACAGUUCAGAAAAUGCAGAACACUGAAAUACAAGUAGCUUGCAGUAUUUGGAAGAAAACAGAUUGCUCAUUUGUCACAGAACAGAAGAUUGUAUGAAAAUGCCUCUCAAAUAUUUCUUCAUAAUACAAAACAGGUUCCUAAAAUGGUUUCAUAGUCUUUGUUCCAGGGUUUACUGCCCCAUCAUGUGACUAGUAACCCAUUCUGUGGCAUGUUCUUUGUAUGUUCUGUUAUGUUUUUAGAAAGGUUUAUGCUCUCUUGUACUCUGGAACACGAAGAUAUGAAGAGAAGUGAGAAUGGAAUGGUUAUCAUGUUUGGAAUUAGGAGAUUGAAAUGUAUUAUGCGUCAUAAACUACAAUACAGCCUGUGUGUUUACACUCAUCACUCAUAUUUGAAAUACAGAGUAUGGUAUUUCUUUAUACUACGUACAAUUUGUUGUAGACUGUUACAUGCAAGAAAUUUGUUGAUUUUUUAUAAGUAUUAAGAGUCACUUUAUGUAGGUAUUGAAUUUGGUGAAAAUGGCUGAAGAAGUAAUUAACCUGACAUUGUGGAAAAAUAAAAAAAAAUAUAUAUAUAUA